UAUUCUUUCAAAUUAUUGGUCCACAUCCCUUAUUGAAAUGGGAGAUAUUGUAACUAAGGAGUCGUUUGAUUGGCUAUUUAGUGAUCCGAAAAUUCUUAAAGCCUCUAAAAUAAUUUGUAGACUUAUGGAUGAUAUUGUGUCCCACAAGUUUGAGCAAGAAAGAGGGCAUGUGGCCUCUAGCAUUGAGUGUUACAUGAAACAAUAUGGUGUGACGGAAGAAGAAACUAUUGAAGAAUUUCGAAAGCAAAUUGUAAAUGCAUGGAAGGAUAUUAACGAAGAGUUUCUCUUCCCAACUUCUGUCCCAAUGCCUAUCUUGUUGAGAAUCCUCAAUCUUGCCCGAGUGAUAGAUGUAUUGUACAAGUCUGAAGAUGGCUACACACAUGCUGAAGGUGUAUUAAAAGACUUUGUUUCUUCUUUACUCAUUGAUCCUGUGUUAUAAUUGCUUGUAUGCUAGGUUGGUUGUUCUAUGUUUCGAAAUUAGAGGAAAUUUUUAGAUUUCGUUUUUGGUAAGUCGUUUAU
This is a messenger RNA of Jatropha curcas, 519 nucleotides long. The record is from RefSeq and is a predicted model, not a curated record. NCBI's taxonomy places the organism in Eukaryota, Viridiplantae, Streptophyta, Magnoliopsida, Malpighiales, Euphorbiaceae.